AUGGGGGACGCGGCCGAGGGCGUCUUCGUCUCCGGCGGCCUGGGCGCCGCCCGCGUCACCAGCCGGUGCUUGCUCUCGCCGUGCGGAGGCGGCAAGCCACCCAACCACGUGCCGUACCUGCGCUCCUCGUGGCGAGUGCUAGCGGUGCAGAAGAAGGAAAGCUUUCUGCCGCCUCGCGCCGGCGUCGACCUGGGGACGGGCCUCUGA
Molecule: messenger RNA, 207 nt
Organism: Drechmeria coniospora
Lineage: Eukaryota; Fungi; Ascomycota; Sordariomycetes; Hypocreales; Ophiocordycipitaceae
Exons: 1
Coding region: 1-207 (68 amino acids)
Source: RefSeq, a predicted model, not a curated record